Molecule: messenger RNA, 1862 nt
Organism: Tigriopus californicus
Lineage: Eukaryota; Metazoa; Arthropoda; Copepoda; Harpacticoida; Harpacticidae
Product: alkaline phosphatase-like
Exons: 9
Coding region: 133-1818 (561 amino acids)
Biological process (GO): dephosphorylation
Molecular function (GO): alkaline phosphatase activity
Source: RefSeq, a predicted model, not a curated record
AAGAAUGAAUCUUGGCCAACCGCGCUCCCUGAAGUUCAAUUUGCCACACUGAACGACUCGUUUCAAGUUUCAAGAGCUCAAACAACGUGACAAUUUCUCCCAAAAGUGGCGAGUGAUGUGACAACUGAAAACAUGAAGACGUACUCGUACCUCGCAUUGGCCGUGUUUUUCGUCAUAAUCGACCGUGUCACCCCCGUCAUCUUCCCAGUGCCCAAUAACGAAGAUGCGGAUUUUUGGUAUGAACAUGGGAAAGUGGAGUUGGCCAAGGCCGAAGCUUGGGCCUACAGUUUGGGCCAGAGAGAGUUUCGAAGGCCGAAAAACAUCAUCAUUUUCGUGGGGGAUGGAAUGAGUUUGAGCACGGUCACGGCCGCCCGCAUCUUGAAAGGCCAGACGCAGUACGGCUUCAGUGGCGAGGAAACCCAACUCCUGUGGGAGCGAUUCCCAUCGCUGAGUCUGAUUAAGACUUACAAUGUGGAUCGACAAGUGCCCGAUAGCGCAGCGACCGCUAGUGCCAUGUUCACGGGGGUGAAAACCAAUUUCAAGACUCUCGGGUUCGACAAUUCGAUCAAGUCCGGAGAUCCCCAAUCCCAAGUGGAGGCCAGGAAGGUGGACAGCAUUUUGACGUGGGCUCAACAAGCGGGCAUGAAAACUGGAUUGGUGACCAACAGUCGGCUGACCCAUGGGACGCCAGCGGCAUUGUAUGCCCACACUGCCCAUCGCUACUGGGAGUGUGAUGCAAAGAUUCCAGAGCAUCAUUUAGAAGGCGUUCUUGACAUUGGAAGCCAAUUGGUUGGCUCCAGCCCAGGAUUGAAGACAAAUGUUAUGUUUGGUGGUGGGGAUAGAGCUUUGAGAAACCCGGACCACAGUCCACCCGAAAAAUGGAGCUGUGUUCGCCAAGAUGGCCGGGAUCUCAUUCAGGAAUGGAUGUCCCAUCUUGAGAAGGAAAAGGCCUCUCAUCGAUUUGUCAGUGAUCGCGAAUCGUUGCUUGGUAUCCAAAAACAAGACAACUUGGACCACGUCUUGGGGGUUUUCGCUCCUAAACACAUGGAUUACGAAGACAAACGCGACAAUUCGAGUUCAGGCCAGCCAUCACUGAAGGAGAUGACUCUCAAAGCCAUCGAAGUACUCGAAAACAAUGACAAGGGAUAUUUCUUAAUGGUUGAGAAUGGCCAAAUCGAUCGAGCUCACCACGAAGGACAGGCUAAUCGAGCAAUGGCUGAGGUGCUUGUUUUGGAACAAGUCAUUGAAGCUACAUUGGAACAAGUUGAUCUAGAAGAGACCCUGGUCAUUGUGACGGCGGAUCAUGGACACACACUCAGUAUUUCUGGAUAUCCCCCACGUGGAAAUCAAAUUGGAGGACUUAUUCCGAACGAUCCUCUUCGAAUGAAGGACACAUACCCUUACACGGCUUUGAAUUACGCCAACGGUCCUGGAUACGUCAACGCCUUCAACAAAAACGGAGAACGGGUAGAUUUAUCCGAAACUGACACCAAUGACAUGGACUUCUUACAUCCCUCAUUAAUACCAAUGGGAAGUGGAGUUCACAGUGGCCAUGAUGUCGGUCUUUGGGCAACGGGUCCCAUGAGCUACUUUUUUCAUACAACCCAUGAGCAGUCUUAUAUUGGUCAUGUCAUGGCCUACGCCAUCUGCUCUGGGCCUUACAACCAGACUUGUCGCAGACACCUGGAUCGCUUGAAAGCUAUUGAGAUGAGGUCCAUUGAUGUUAAUGAAUCUUCUCGUCUCCAACUGCCUUCAACGUUCACGGUCUUUACCGUGGUCGUUUUACUUUUUCAAGACCGAAUUCAUACAUUUCGGUAGUCGAGGUUGCAUCAUUGAAAAUAAAGUGCCUUGCGGUUGUUGUA